UUUCUAAUUUCUCCUUUCUAAUUUCUCCUUUCUCGAUUUUGUCAGGCACCGCCCUUUAAAACCGGGGGCGCCUUCGGUCGUGCCACAACAAAGAUGGCGGCCCAACAGGAAGUGGUUUCAGCCACAAGCAAGAUGGCGGCCGGAACAAGGGGCAGUCUCCUAAUGCCCCACUCAAGAUGGCGGCUCGGAAAGAGGGCUUUUACCUUCCAAAGAUGGCGCCCAAAAAGGCGGGAAAACACAAGGACCCCCAUGGCGUCUACCCAACUGCCUGUGCGCGACCCCGAAAACAGCGCCUCCCAGGAACAAUUUUCCGCGGCGCUUCCCGGUGCGAGGGAGCUGUGUGUGCGCUCUGCCACGCUGCGGUGCGGUUGCAGCAGCCAUUUUGGUCAGGCAUCUGAGUAACCAGCUACCCGGGGCCUUUGGGGGUGCCACAAAAAAGAUGGCGGCUCAACCAGAUGUGGCUUCACCCACAACCAAGAUGGCAGAGACAACAGGCGGAAGUCACGUGAUGCCACUCUCAAGAUGGCGGUUUGGCAAGAUGCCUUUGACCUUUCCAAGAUGGCGGCCAAAAAGGCGGGAAAAACACAAGGCCCACCAAUGGGCGUCUACCCAACUGCCUGCGCGCGGCCCCGAACACGGCGCUGCCCCGUGGCAAUUUCCGCGGCGCUUCCCAGUGCGAGGGUACGGGGUGCGCGUUCCGGCAGUCAUUUUGGUCAGGCGUCUGAGUUAGGAAACAGCCGGGGGCCUUGUUGUUGUUGCCACAAACAAGAUGGCGGCUCGGCGUCCGGGCAACGACCUUCCCCAAAUGGCUCAGAAGUACCAAAACAAAGAGUUGCUCACUGCUCUGCUCGUGUUACACUGAGACCCCCUCACACAGCGGCCAACAGCUCUGCUGAGACCGUGCCCUGAUGUUUGGUUUUCUUUGUGAGAGCUGACUGAGACACAGCUGCCCGGGGACAGCAGGGAAUUCCCUGAGGGCAGGAUGGCCUUCCUUUGCACCCGAUGCAGAUUCUCGUCCCCGGAAGUCCCAGAGAUAAGUGGAGGGCUAUGAGCCCCGGAGGGGAUGAAAGCAGGGUGCCGGGUGGGGACUCACCGGGAGGGGUCUGGAGUAGGCUCUGCAGGCUGGGAUGGCCCAGAUGUGACCCUUUAGGCCACAUCAAGGGAAAGUCUCUGUUUUGAUCACAGUGCUGAAGUGUGCAAAGCAGUCCCAGGCCAUGUGGAGUCACUUGUCUGUUGUGCACUCUGUGUUUUUGGGUGUCUCACGUGCAAUGUCUUCUGCCUUAGCCCUUCGAGGAGCCUCUCGGAAACACCAGGGCAUCGUUCUUAACAUCUCCCUAUUCCUCAGCUCGGCGCCUUUGACUCGGGAGCUUGCACACACAUCAGAAUUGCAUCUGUGUUCAGAACCAUCCGGUCCCAGGUCUUUUCAGGUCUUGUUCUGAGCUGCACUGACAGCUGUGCACCACAGUGAUCCCUUAUGGCGGAUUAAGCCUUGUAAGAAUGCCGAGCUAGGUCAAGGUAUCUGACCGUAGGGUUCUCGGGCAUCCAUCUUUGCAGUUCUCGGACGAAGCAGUUCUGCUGGCACCUUCUUGCUGCCGGGCUCUCCGAGCCUCAUCGGCUCCCCAUCGGUCUUACCUCGGUCAUCUCCUUCUGCAUUCUCUCGGUCCUCAGGGUCCUUCUUCUGGCCAAGCCUUUUCUCUCUCUGUUGCGUCCCUCUCGUUUGUGGUGUCCUGUGUCACGGGUGUUGGUGUGCGUUUGGCCCUGCGCUGCUCUGCCCUGCUGCGUAGCCUGGGUGUAGGGGUAGUAGGAUAUGUCCCGGGGACUUGAAGUUUGCAGUGUAGGGUGUAGUUGGAGUGUAAGACGGUAUUUUUAGAUGGGCACAAGAUGCCUGGAGCUUUAAAGUUAUCCUGGAGCGCUCUGACUUUUGUCCUAACUUUCUUGCAGAUGCAGAUGGAUUAAAUCUGUGGCAGAGUGCCCCAUCCCGGGUAGUAAAGCUGGGUAUUGGCAGUAAAGGUCAAUGAAGCAAGUUGGUUCACUUGCUGGAUGUCCCAGCCCUGGAUGCCAGAGGCCAGAUGGGUGUAAGCUUAAGUUGCUGCUGCUGCCCUAGGCGUGCUGAGGAAUGGAGGAGAGCAGGUGCCCUGUGGAGGUGCGGAGCCUGAUUUUGGAUACGGCAGCACCGGAGCAGACGCAGAGAAUGUCUCGAUGUCGAUGGUCCUGACGCAUUCUUUUCCAUCAAGAAUGGAUUUUGUCUGCUCGUCUCCUGAAAGAUAAGUGUUGGGGCUGGUGAUCAGGAGAAGAGGAAAAACCUUUUCCAUUCUAGGAGGCAAUUUAAAGUUAGCUUAGAUGAGAGGGCUGUAGAGGGAUGGACCAUUUGGAAGUAAAGGGAGAGCAUUUCUCCUCAGCCUCGUUGGAGCCUUCCCUGGCCAGGGCAGUUCUGACCCCUCUCCAUGUUCUAGUGAGCUUUGUGGUGUCAGCCAUCUUCAAGAGUCCCCAGGGUUAGGGUGCACCGAGGGAUGCCCAGCCCACCCUGGGAUCUGUGUCCUGGGAGGAACCCAAGUUGCAGGUUGUAGGGUUCAGCAGGGGCACUUGACAGUGACACACAGAGGCUGAGGGAGGACUUGAGAGGGAAAGGACUCAAGGGCUUGAGAGCACAGAGUGAAAAUAAGGGCGACAGGCAGGGACACAAGUUAGAAUACAGGUAUACCCGCCCUCACAGCAGCCCUCCCAACACCCCUGUUGUUCUGAGAGUAGAUGCCAGCAGCAACCCUAAUGCAGGACAAUGCCAGAACUCCGGAGAGGUGCAGGCAGUAAGCUGAAGGCUAGGCUAGGCAGAGAGCAGCAGUGGGGCUGUGGAUUCCCCUGGGUUUUGUAUUAACAGGCUAUGCUCACCAUGGGAUCCGUGUUCUGCUGCAACCAGGGAGGCUCACACCCUUUAUGGAGACUCUGGUGGGUGGUCGCUGCCCCAAAAACAUGAUGCUGUGAUCAGAGACUCAUGAGACUGAGCUUGCUGACAAUGGAUCAAGAGUCUCUGAUAAGAGCUAAAGGCAGAUGUCCAGGCAAGAACAUUGAAACCAGGAAGGGACAGCAGUGAAUAUACUGAUCCUGGUUACAAACACAGCUCAGCCAGGCUGAUGCCAGAGCAAGAGUCAGGUGGAAUCCCGGCCCCUUCAAUCCUGACAUCUUCCUGAAAUUCCUCUGGAGUUGGUGAUCUGAAGAGCCCUGAAACAUUGCAACAUCUUCAGAGUGGUUUGCAGCAGGAACCCCCAGGAGCACAGUCCCACUGCAGAGAACCUGGAAACAGAAAUGAAGGUACACAUGCACACAAAAUUUUGCAUCAUUUGUUUGCUGACAUUUAUUUUUCAUCAGUGCAAUCAUUGCCAUGGAGAUGGACACAACAAUGGUCCCAAAAAGGAUCGUGUACACGACCAUAAUGACUAUCAGAUCUCAAAUGAAUCAUACUUCCAGAAUGGAGGAACAGAAUCUAUGCCCAGUAAAUUUUCAACGUUGGAAGCAGAAAAUGAACAAAAAUACUACAUUGAAAAGAUUUUUGAUCGCUAUGGUGAAAAUGGAAGAUUAUCUUUUUUUGGCCUGGAAAAAUUGUUAAUAAGCCUUGGUUUGGGAGAGGUAAAAGUUGUGAUGAUAAAUCAUGAUGAUAUUGGCCACGAUCAUGUUUCUCACUUGUAUGCUUUGGAAGUACAGGAAGGAAAGCAUUUUCAUCCUCAUAACCAUGCUCACAGCCACUCAGAUUCAGAAAACCAGACCACUGUUGGUGUGUCUGCAAAGAGAAAUCAUAAAUGUGACACUGAGAGAGACACGGCAGUGCCCUCCGUGAAGGAGGAUGGCAAACACGUCCACAACCAAAGCCGCCGUCACCACCACCACCACCACUCACGCCCGCACCGGCACGAGCACAGCGGCACGCGCCACUCGCGCAACGAUUCCGUCAGUCACGGUGACCAUGCAGAGCAGAGCCACGAGCCCUCCACGGAGACAAACACCACUCAGGAUCAGCCAGAACGGAAACAGCGGAAACAGAAGAAGAAGCAGAAGAAGAUCAGCGAGACGUCAGGAGACACCGCGUGGGAUUAUGCCCCAGAGCACGAUCCCGGCGAUCAGUACGAGCACAACCGCGUUCACAAACAUGACCAUGUCCACGACGCCUCUCACUUGCACGGGCACCACCACGAGCACAGCGGUGCCCGCUCUGCCGGCCACGGGCACCAGGAUGGCAUCGUGGGCAGCGCCACCGGGCACCGCCACACCAGCAAGCGAGAGGCCUCGCACAAGCAGAUCAGCGUGAGGAAAAACGCGCUUCCCGCAGCACGCGGGCACAAGGAUCGUAGUGAGGACGAGCACAGACAUGAAGAGUGCUUAAAUGCUACACAGCUGCUACGGUACUAUGGUCUGGAAGCCAGCUCUCUAAUAUCUCCUGAGUUCUUCGUGUACAUAUGUCCUGCUUUGCUCUACCAGAUUGAGAGGCGGCUUUGUAUUGUACAUUACGAUGAGCUGGAAGAUCUUACAAGAAAUAAAAAUGUAUCAGUUGAGAAUAAAGAUAAAACAGGUGCAUCAGCCUGGUUUUGUGGUAUCAUCUCUAUCACCGUCAUUAGCCUGCUUUCCUUGCUAGGUGUGAUCUUGGUUCCCAUCAUUAACCAAUGGUGCUUCAAAUUUCUUCUAACUUUCUUGGUAGCUCUGGCUGUAGGAACAAUGAGUGGAGAUGCACUGCUCCAUCUCUUGCCACAUUCCCACGGAGGCCACAACCACAGCCACCACCACGGCCAGGGGCACGUGCACGAGCACAGGCGCUCGCACCGGCACGGCCACGCGCACGCCGAGGGCUUCCUGCAGGAGAACGAUCCCGUGCUCAAAGGGCUCUUGGCGCUUGGAGGCAUUUAUGUUCUCUUCAUCAUUGAGCAUUGUAUAAGAAUGUACAAACAUUACAAUAAACAAAAGAGUAAACAGAAAUGGUGCAAAAACACCCAGACUGAAGAAUCACCAAUUGGAAGGAAACUUUCUGAUCACAAAUUAAAUAACAGACCAGAUGCUGACUGGCUUCAGCUGAAACCCCUUGCAGGAGCAGACGACUCGGUUUUGUCUGAAGAUCGACUGAAUGAAACUGAACUCACUGACUUGGACGGGCAGCUGGAGCCCCCUGCCAAAAACUACCUGUCAGUAGAAGAGGACAACAACCUGCGCCACUUUCACAACGACAUCUCCCACGCCGCCCAAGAGCACGAGCUGCACGAUUCCGAGUAUGACAGCCAUGGCGAAGAUAAAAUGAUAGCUAGAAAACACAGUCACCACUGGCAUCACAAACAUUCCCAUCAUUCCCAUGGCCACUGUCAUUCUGGAAAAGACCUGAAAGAUACUGGGAUAGCUAAUAUUGCUUGGAUGGUAAUUAUGGGAGAUGGCAUUCACAACUUUAGUGAUGGCUUAGCAAUCGGAGCAGCUUUUAGUGCUGGACUGACAGGGGGAAUUAGUACAUCUAUAGCAGUAUUUUGUCACGAGCUUCCCCAUGAAUUAGGUGACUUUGCGGUGCUGCUGAAGGCGGGCAUGACGGUGAAGCAGGCCAUCGUGUACAACCUGCUGUCGGCCAUGAUGGCCUACAUCGGGAUGCUCAUCGGCACGGCCGUGGGGCAGUACGCCAACAACAUCACGCUCUGGAUCUUCGCCGUCACCGCCGGCAUGUUCCUCUACGUGGCUCUGGUCGACAUGCUUCCAGAAAUGCUUCAUGGAGAUGGAGAUAAUGAAGAGCAUGGUUACUGUCCUGUGGGGCAGUUUAUUCUUCAGAAUCUAGGCCUGCUUCUUGGAUUUGCCAUCAUGCUGGUGAUUGCCCUCUAUGAAGACAAAAUUGUGCUUGACAUCCAGUUUUGACCUGAUGCUGACGCUAAACACGUAUUGUGUGCCACUUGCAGCAUAAACUACUGAAGAAUUGUGGCUGUGAAUUUGUGCAAACACUUUUAACAAGAGAAUCCGUGCAGGAAUUUCUCCAUUUUUUUAAACGAUUAUUUUGGACUGUUUUCUUCUCUUCAUGUCAAACCAAGGUGCAAGAUGCUAGUUCCUGAAGCUGGACACAACGGUUAAAUUAUGCUCUGUGUAUGUUGUACUGGUAGGGUAUUUACAAUACUGUAACAGCGCAUCAAAUCUGUUCCUACAAUGCCUUGAUAUCAGACAUUGUGACAUCACCCAUUUCUGGCAGUAAAGAAUAUGUAAGAAGAUUUCUACUUCCAGUAUAAAGGAGUUCAUUUCUAUGAUAUUUUUUUACAAUUUUGGUAUUUAAAUUAGAUUAUUAAAAAGCAGAUGUGGUAGAACCAUGGUAUGGUAUUUAGAAGACUAGACUGAAAAUUUGGGCCUUAACUUCCUGGGACCAGCUGUCCUAGAUCAGAUUGUGCUGACAGGCAUUUAUUGCCAGACAUGAGUUAGUUCUUCUUGUACCCAUCUCCUUAAAAAAAAAAUAAAUAAAUUGUGAGUCUGUGGGGAGUGCAAGUUGAUUCUGUAGUACCAGUCCUAAGCAUGGUAGUAGCUUUUUUUUAAAACAUCCUGUUUGUCUCUCUUCUGUGUAUGCCAGGUAAAAGCUGUACUUUGACUAUGUGCCGUAAGUUUUAAAGUUCUGGUCUGCUUGGUGCCAGUGUAGCUGCUAAAAACACUAAUCCUAACGCCUUUAAAGAGAGCCAGUGGGUAUCUGCAUUCCAUUUCAAGUUCCUUUGUUUCCUGUGGCCCUUUAUGUGGGAAGCUUCAUUGGUCAGUUUAGCUUUUUCUGAGAGCAGCUCAUGUAUUUUAAAGGUAUCAGUUGGUUGCCAGUAUUUGUUCCUAAUGCAGUAUCAGGAAACAGUAUUAAGGGUCCAUUUCAAAGAAGGGUGCAGUUUCUUCAGUGAAGAAGCCAAAAGCCCAGAGUUCAGGCACGCAGCCAUUUGAUGUUCUGAACUCAGGUUUUCUUUUUUCCUCUUUAAAUGUGUUUACUGUAGAACCCUAAUUAGCAAACACACAGUUGUUACUUCAGAUUGCUGAAUUUCUGCAGUGUAAAACUCCAGGAUGAUAUUCUUGCAUUGUGCCCAUGUUAGGUCAAUGAGACAAAACUGCCUGGAUACCUUCUGAAGAUCUGAGUUUAAACAAUCUGUUUCUUUUGUAUUAAACUGACUGACUUAAGUUUUUCCUUUUCUGUUAAUUCUGAAAUAUAAGGGGGUCAUUAUGCAGCUGAACUGAUGUUUUGUCAAAUCAUUUUUUAAGGUUUAUUUCUCUUAAUUCUUUUCAAAUGAAGAUUUCUGUAUUUCCAGUAGUACAUUUACUGUUGUAUUAGUUGGAAUGUGGUUAUAGCUCAAUACACUGCCUCUGUAGGGAAAUAGUGAACUUCCUUCCAAGACCAUCUUCAGACAAGGGAAAAACAUGGUCCUUGAAGGUAGGUACUGUAUUUUUCAUGGAAUAUAGAUUGUUUACUUUUAUUUUCUAAUAUUUAUUGCAAAUGUAACAGAGCAGUGUAACAGCUGUGACUUCUCUAUGUUUCCACCAGUAUUGAAUUCCAGAUGAUUCCAGUAUACACUUUUGAGUCAUGUUACAGACAAUCUGAAUUCCACUACAUUUCUGUUUGGCUUCAACAUUCCAUUUUGCUUGAAUCCAGAGUCUCAUUUAACUUGUAUUUGUUGAGGGGCGUAAAUGUUACUUGUAUAUUACAAUGCUGUCACUGUGUGACAUCCCAUGUGAAUCCUGAUGUAAAUCACAUUGCACUCAAUCCGCUGUGAUUAUGCUUAGAAAAUGUAGUUGCUAGAUGCAGUGUGAUUGUUUUUGGUUUUUUUUCUUUCCUCUCCCCAUUAACAACUGAGUCUAUGGUUUAAAAUGUGAUAAUGGUCCAUUAAGAUGACUUGCUGAGCUAUUUUUUUUUGUUAUAACUAAAUCAUUUUUAAAAAAUUUUAUAAAGCUGGAAAUUAUCAAAUGCAGUUUUGUUUAUUGUCAACAGUGUUGUGUUCAUUUUAUGUAUGUUCCUUAUACAUAAGGAGCCUUCAGAAAAUAAAAAAAAUAUUCAAGGAGCAGA
This is a messenger RNA of Prinia subflava (tawny-flanked prinia), 8020 nucleotides long. RefSeq names its product solute carrier family 39 member 10 (gene SLC39A10). Gene Ontology annotation, biological process: zinc ion import across plasma membrane; intracellular monoatomic cation homeostasis. Gene Ontology annotation, molecular function: zinc ion transmembrane transporter activity; monoatomic cation:bicarbonate symporter activity. Bases 3301 to 5868 code for a protein of 855 amino acids. The record is from RefSeq and is a predicted model, not a curated record. The transcript is spliced from 19 exons. NCBI's taxonomy places the organism in Eukaryota, Metazoa, Chordata, Aves, Passeriformes, Cisticolidae. Gene Ontology annotation, cellular component: plasma membrane.